This is a messenger RNA of Lycium barbarum (goji berry), 1400 nucleotides long. RefSeq names its product GDSL esterase/lipase At5g45670-like. The transcript has 5 exons. The record is from RefSeq and is a predicted model, not a curated record. NCBI's taxonomy places the organism in Eukaryota, Viridiplantae, Streptophyta, Magnoliopsida, Solanales, Solanaceae. Bases 113 to 1222 code for a protein of 369 amino acids. Gene Ontology annotation, molecular function: hydrolase activity, acting on ester bonds.
AUAUAUAUACACACACACAUUGACAACACAAGACACAUUGCCUUCAAUCUUUUCCUUCUCUCAAAAGACUCUUCUUUCUUCUCUUUAUUUAUUAUUUUUUGAAGGAUUCACAAUGAGUGAAGAUCCCAAGAGAAUAUGGAUAGUGUUAAUGUGUGUGAUGGUGUUAAUGUUGAGUUUAUUAGGGGAUAAUUAUGGGAUUAAAGCAGAACCACAAGUUCCUUGUUACUUUAUAUUUGGUGAUUCAUUGGUGGAUAAUGGGAAUAACAAUGUGAUUAGGUCAUUGGCUAGAGCUGAUUAUUUGCCUUAUGGUAUUGAUUUCGGUGGACCAACUGGCAGGUUCUCCAAUGGUAAAACUACUGUUGAUGUCAUUGCUAGGCUUUUGGGGUUCGAUGAUUAUAUUCCACCGUAUGCAAGUGCAAGGGGUCGAGAGAUACUGAGGGGUGUCAAUUUUGCAUCUGCUGCUGCUGGAAUUAGAGAUGAAACUGGCCAACAUUUGGGAGGAAGGAUAAGUUUUUCAGGUCAGGUAAACAAUUACAGGAACAUAGCUCAACAAAUAGUGAGAAUAAUAGGAGAUGCAAAUUCAGCUGCAAAUUAUUUGAGCAAAUGUAUUUACUCAAUUGGAGUUGGAAGCAACGAUUAUCUCAACAAUUACUUCCUGCCUCAAUACUACUUAACUAGUAGACAAUACAAUCCUCAACAAUAUGCCGAUGUUCUUAUCCAACAAUACACUCAACAACUAAAGACAUUACACAACUAUGGAGCAAGGAAGUUUGUGUUGAAUGGAGUGGGCCAAAUUGGAUGCAGCCCAAAUUCUUUGGCCCAAAACAGCCCAGAUGGCAGAACUUGUGUUCAAAAUAUUAAUGUGGCAAAUCAAUUAUUCAACAAUAAGCUGAGGGCACUUGUGGAUAAUUUAAACAGAAAUACACCAGAUGUCAAAUUAAUCUACAUCAACGCUUAUGGAAUUUUUCAAGAUUUAAUUGAUAAUCCAAGAGCUUUUGGAUUUAGCGUGACGAAUGCUGGAUGUUGUGGAGUAGGACGGAAUAAUGGGCAAAUAACAUGUCUUCCAUUUCAAAUUCCAUGUCAACACAGAGAUGAAUAUUUAUUUUGGGAUGCAUUUCAUCCAGGUGAAGCUGCUAAUAUAGUUGUUGGGAGAAGAUCUUAUAGAGCUGAAAGGCCAACUGAUGCAUACCCUUUUGAUAUUCAACGUUUAGCACAAUUGUGAAGAAAAAAUAAGAUGGUUAAAUAUAUAUCAAUUAAAAUCUACAUUCUAAACAAUUUGUUAUUAUAUAUGCCUAUCACUAAUAUAUAUUUAUUCAAGUUAUUUUUAUAUAUCGCUGUAUUCUAUUUUUCGUGUCGUAUUUUUGUUCUUUAUAUGAAAAUCAAAUAUUUUGUUUCUCGUA